Eimeria acervulina is the source of this 9627-nucleotide messenger RNA. RefSeq lists its product as hypothetical. The transcript is spliced from 12 exons. NCBI's taxonomy places the organism in Eukaryota, Apicomplexa, Conoidasida, Eucoccidiorida, Eimeriidae. The record is from RefSeq and is a predicted model, not a curated record. The coding region runs from base 1 to 9627 and encodes 3208 amino acids.
AUGGCAGCAGCAGCAGACAGCGCUGACGACUCCCCUGCAGCGCCCAGCGAUGCAGCAGAUGAUGCCGCAGCAGCCGCAGUAGUAACAGCAGCAGCAGCAGCAGCAGAAGCAGAUGUUGCAGCAACAUCAGCAGGUACUGGAUCGGUAGCAGCAGCGACCUCAGAUAAUGCAGCUUCUUCUGAGGCCUCCCGUGUGGGAGCAGCAGCUGCGGGCUCCGCCCCAGCAGCAGCAGCAGCAGCAACAGCAACAGCAACAGCAGCAGCAGCAGCAGCAGCUCGAUUUCCUUGGAGUGAGCAGCGCGAAGCAGCACUUGAGGCAUGCAGCGCAGUGGAGCGGGAGUUAAAGGCUCUGCUGCAGGACAGCAAGAAGAAGGCUGGCAGCAGCAGCAGCUGCAGCAAAUUGCAUGACUCUUGUGCUGCUGCUGCUGCGCUGCUGCAGCAGCACAUGGAUCGCUUGAGCGAGGGAUUGCCGGUGUUAGCUGCAGCAGUGCAGCGCUCUGCAGCAGCAGCUUCGCAGCGGGGUGCAGCAGCAACAGGAGCAGCAGCAGCAUCCGGAGCAGCAACAGCAGAAGCAGCAGCAGAAGCAGCAGCAAGCCUACUAGCAGCCUUCCCUAUUAGAGAUGUCCUUCUAGUAGCUCGAGACGCAACAAAGACUGAAAACAUAAAGCUGCUGUUUGGAGCUGCAAACUUGCUGCGCUGUCUGCUGCUGCACCUGCAGCGUAGGCUGCUCAUGACUCCUCAGGCCCCGGCGCUGCAGCAGCAGCAGCAGCAGCAGCUUCUGCUGCCGGUUAAGCGGGACGCGCUGCAGCAGGAACCUGGAAUUGAUACAGAUGCUGCUGCUGCUGCCACGGAAGCAGCAGCUUCAGACGUGCUGCUGCUUGUGUCGGUGCUUGAAGACCUGAUGCAGCAGUCGCUGCAGCAGCAGCAACAGCAGCAGCAGCAGCUGCAGAUUCGGGUGCUGCAGCUCGCUCUGCUUGUUGCUGCUCCAGAGGCACGCGUUGCUGCUGAUGCUGCAGUCGUUCACAGACUCGCUCGUCUCCUUGUCUGGUUAAUAGGAGCAGCAGCAGCCCCUGCUGCUGCUGCUCCUGCUGCAGCACCUGCUGCAGCCCCUGCUGCUGCUACUCACUCCAAAAUUGCUGCUGCUGCUGCAGCAGCAACAACAAAUGCCGCUCUCUUUCACGGUGCAUGCGCCGGUCUGGAGCAGCUGAUUGGCUGUCUCGUUAGCGGGGCUUUGCAGGAGCAGCAGCAGCAGCAGCAACAACAACAGCAGCAGCAACAACAGCAGCAGCAGGAAGGCCUGGAUCCUGCAUCAGCAACGGAGCUUUCACCUAGAAAUCUCAACAGGUGCAGCCGCAGCAGCAGCGACCCGGAGAAUAAUAACUGUCUGCAACAGCAGCAGCAGCAGCAGCAGCAACAACAACAGCAGCAGCACUUGCUGCUGCAGCAGAUGCAGCCGGGCCGCGCGGGACGGGCGCUGUUGCAUCUGCUCGAGGAUUUGACCCACGUGCUGCUGCAGUCUUGCAGCAGCAGCAACAACAACAACAGCAGCAGCAACAGCACCAGCAACAACAACAACAACAGCAGCAGCAGCAGAAGCAGCAAAUCGGUGAGCGCUGCAGCUUGGCUGGGGGGGUUGUCUCUGUCUCCUUCUGUCUGUCUCCACCUGUGGACGUGGCUGCUGCUGCAGCACCCUUCUCUGCCGCUGCAGCUGCCUGGUUUGCUGCAGCUGCUGCAACAGCAGCUAUGCCCAGUGCUGCAGCAGCUGCUGCUGCAGCCGCAGCCCGAGAGGCCGGUGCUGCUGCGCUCUGUAAGGCUUGUCGUGCUGCUGCUAUGCAUGUACCUUCCGCUGCUGCAGCAGCAGGCAAUUCCUUUGCUGCUGCUGCUGCAGCGGCUAGCAGAUGCAGCAGCAGAGUGGAUUAGGGCCGUCGCACUUGAAGCCCUCACAGUUUGCUGCAGUGAUCCCGUGCUGCUGCUGCAGCUGGACGCCCCGGAGCCUGCUGCUGCUCCUUCAGCAGCAGCAGCAGCGGCUGCUGCAGCAGCUGCAGCGGAAGGAGGAGAAACAGGUGCAGCAGCAACAGCAGCAGCAGCAGCAGCAGCAGCAGCACGGCCUCCGCCGCGUCGUUUGCUGGGCCAGAUCUUAGAGACCUUCAGCCGCACCAUUCAUCAGAUUUGCUUCGCGUCUGCUGCAGAGCAGCAGCAGCAGCUGCUGCUGCUGCACAGAGAUGCCUUUCAAAUGUCUGAGGAUCCUCUUCCUGCUGCUGCUGCACCGCAGCAACGCACUUCAGGUGUACGGACAGCUGUGGGGUCAAUUCGUGCUGCUGCUGCUGCUGCCAGAAGAGAGGCGGCGGGUUACUGGGUUGCGCUGCCCCUCAGCAGCAGCAGCAUCAGCAUAAGCAGGAGCAGCAGCAGCAGCAGUAGCAGCAGCAGCAGCAGCAGCAAGAUGCGGCUGGGAAUGCUCUCCCGCGAUGCUGCAUUGCUGCCGAACAGCAGCAGCAGCAGCAGCAGCACCACGAGCAGCCGGACCAGCAGCCCACGUAGGAGCGCGAGCGGGCCCUCGGGUUCAGCAGCAGCAGCAGCCGCUGCUGCUGCUGCUGCUACUACAUCUUCUGUGGCAGCAAGGCAUGGAUCAGUUAGCUCCAUAGGAUUUGGCUCUCGUGAACUGCAGCAGCAGGCAGGGAGCAGCAGCAGCAGCAGCAACAGCAGCAGCAGUAUCCGCAGCAAGGCUUCAUCAGCAGAGUCUGCUGCUGCUGCUGGUCCUGCUGCUGCUGCUGCUGCUGCUGGGUGUGAGGCAUGGGAUACGUCUCCUCGGCUGCUUGAAUGCUGCGCUGCUUUGGGGUGCCCUGAGGAAGAAGCAGCAGCAGCUGCUGCUGCCGCUGCUGCUGUUUCAAAGGCUAGGCUGCUUCACAUAUCCCUCUCUGGGCUGUUGCUAGCUGUAGAGGCGUUGUUUGCAGCAACGCUCGAGGCUGCUGCUGCUGCGCCGCCUGCAGCAGCGGCUGCUGCUGUUGCUGCUGCUGCUGCAGCUGCUGCUGGAGAAGGAGCAGAACCAGAGCAGCAGCGGAGACGGCUGCUGCUGCUGCUGCGGCAACCCCUCGACUUCCCACUGACACAGCAGCAAGCUUGCUGCUGCGCUGCUGCUGCUGCAGGGUGGAGCCCUGCUGUCUCUGCCUUGGGCUUAGUGCUUACAGCUCAUGUCUCGCUUACGCUGCAAGCUGGUGCAAGCAGCAGCAGCAGCAGCAGCAGCAGCAAGAAGGAGAUGGGUUUCACAUGGCCGGGGCAGGCGGCAGCAGCAGCAGCAGCAGCAGCAACGUACACUUUGCUUCGCUGCUGCUACCAGCUGCUGGCUGUCUGCUGCCUUAUGCGUAUUGAUGCAGCAGGGACGGCGACCCUGCAGGGUGUAAUGAGAUUUUGUUUAUAUGCUGCACUGGGGAGUGCUGCUGCUGCUGCUACUGCUGCAGCACAAGAGCCUACCCCCCACUUGCACCGCAGCAGCAGCAGCAGCAGCAGCGGUUCCUCAGCAGCAGCUGCUGUUGUUGCUGCUGCAGGGGGCGCUGCAGCAUCUUUGGGCCUUACAGGGUCUGAAGCGUUAAGCUGGUUAUUUGGAAGACGCGACACGAAGAGCAGCAGCAGCAGCAGCAACAGCAGCAGCAGCAGCAGCAGCAAGCUGCCGCAGCAGCAGGUAUCGCAGCUUGCUGCUGCUGCUCGCACCUUUCUCUUUGCUGUCAUUACUAACUGCGGUAGCAUCCUCUCACCUUCUUGUUGGCUGCUCUGCCUCCGCGCGCUCGAGGAGCUGCCGCCUCCUGACCCUCAGCAGCAGCAGCAGCAGCAGCAGCAGCAGCAACAGCAGCAGGUGGGUCUGGACUUCCCUCCGAACUACGGCAUACCUGCGAUUUUGAUGGAGCCGGCAGCACCUGCAACAGCAGCAGCAGCAACAGCAGCAGCAGCAACAGCAGCAGAAGCAGCAAAUGCAGCUUCUGCAGCAACAGAAGAGGAGAGCUCCGACGAUGUAGCAGCAGCAGCAGCCUAUUGGAGGGAUUUAGGCUUGAGUGAACGUGCUGCAGCAGCAGCAGCAGCAGCUGCUGCUGCUGCUGCUGUGUCAGCUGCCUCUUCUGCGUGCCCAUUAGCCGCUCGAGGUCCUUUUGCUGCGGAUGGCAGCAGCAGCAUUAUCAUCAGCAGCAGCAGCAGCGCCGAGCAACAGGUGCCAUCGUCUCCAUCUUCGUCUGCAGCUGCUUCUGCUGCUGCUGCUGCUGCUGCUGCUGCAGCUAGCAAAGGGGAGAUAGCCGCUUUCGGAUUGCUUUCGAGACAGCUAACUAGCCAGGGCUUGAGCUGCGCGCUGCAGGCGCAUGCAAAGUAUUUGCUGCUGCUGCUGCUAAAGGCUUCUUCUACCUCUGGUGGUACUGGGCCUGCAGCAGCAGCAGCCGCUGCUGCUGCUGCUGCUGCUGCAGAUUCCCCCGCAGGUUUAGGCCACCAUAUGCAGCAGCAAGGUGAGCAGCAAGACACCGCAGCUCACUGCUGCUGCAGCACCGGAGGAGCUUGCCAGAUAUCCGGGUGCGCAGCAGCAAUCUCAGCAACAGCAGCAGCAGCAACCGCAGCAGCAGCAGCAACAGGCAGCGGCGCUGCAGCAACGUGGCAGGGGUGCAGCAGCAACUCGCUCGAGUCGUUUAUAGGACCGAGAACGGAGACGCUGAGCAGCAGCAGCAGCAGUAGCAGCAGCAGCAGCGAGGCUCUGUUGCUGCCUCCCUGUUGGAGGCGGCUGCUGCUGCUGCUGCUGUACAACGUCGACCGCUUGCCGCUUCUUAUACGGGGUGCUUGGCUGCGCCCCACAGCAGCAGCAACAGCAGCAGCAGCAGCAGCAGAUGAGGAUGAGCAGACAGACGCCUUGGGCUUUGCUGCACAUGCAGAUACACCGCAGCUAAGUGCAGCAGCAAGGGUGGAGGCUGUGCGGUGCUUGUCUUUGAGUUUGCAGCUGCUGCUGCCUGAGAUCAGCGCUUGCUGCUCUGCAGCAGCAGCAGCUGCUGCUGCUGCUUGCCCAGAGGAAAGCGCAGCAGCAGCAGAAGCAGCAGCAACGGUGGAGGCGGAGCUGCAGUGGCUGGUGCUGCAGGGGCUCUGCAGGCUGCUGGCAGCAGCAAACGGAGUGUCUCGCUUUGCUGCUCUCAGGUCGCUGCAGCAGCUGCUGCGGACGCAAGGGCAGCUGCUGCAGCAAAGAGCUUGGCUGCUGAUUCUUGCUGCUGUUGCUGCUGCUGCAGCACAGCAGGUCCCCCAGGAGCUCCGCGCUGUCAUAGGAGCGGUUGCGGAUGCGCGCAGGAGCAGCUGGUACAGCAGCAGCAGCAGCAGCAGCAGCAGCCAGCAGCAGCAGCAGCUGCUGCAGCAACUACGCUCUCCUGGCUGCAUUGCUGAGCGCAGAGAAGUGCUGGCGUUGAUGGAGUUAAUUGUGCAUGACUACGGGGAGGACGUUCCCGUGCAUCGGCUGACGCACGUUCUGGCCGCAGCUGUGGCUGCAUUGGCGAUAUCUGAGGAUAGCAGCAGCAGCAGCAGCAGCGACGCAGCAGCAGCAGCAGCAGCAGCAGCAGCGGGCGUCCCUGAUCUGUCUGGGGGGUUUGCUUCAUGCUUCUCUUAUCGCUGCAUUGGCCUCCUUUGGUCGCUCGCAGAUUUCCUAGGGAAGACACGCCGCAAAAGAGCUGCUGAUGCUGCUGCUGCUGAUGCUGCUGCUGCUGUAGAGAGUGGCGGUGUCAGUGCACCCCCGACGGCUGCAGCAGCAACUGCAGCAUCAACUGCAGCAGCAGCAGCAGCAGCAGACAAGCGGCUGUUUGGUUUGCCGUUUGCUUCUUCUCUGCGUGUCUUUGAACCUCUGUGGGCGGCCGACGAGCAGCAGCAGCAGCAGCAGCAGCAUCAGCAGCAGCAGCAGCAGGAGGAAGUAGAGGAGGGGUUAACUCGUCAGACGUUUUUAUAUUUGGGUGUACUGUCUACUGAGAAGAGGCCGGGGCUGCGGCACUGCGCAUUAAAAAGCCUUGUUGCUGCUGUUCGCUCAUCUCCGCUUCUCGUUCAUCGCAACAAAUCUCUUACGUGUGUUUCUCGUAUACUAACGAAGACUUUGCUGGACGUGUGCAGCACCUACGUGAGGCUGACAGCCCUCAAGGAUGAGAAGUGUAGCAGCAGCAGCAUCAGCAGCAGCGCAACCAGCAACAGCAGCAGCAGCAACGGCAGCAGCAACAUUGAAACAGAGCUGAAGCAGUGGGCAGAGACUCUUGUGAUUGCUGUGGACGGCGUGCGUGUGCUGCUGCUGCACUACGCAGCUGCUCUGCAGCAGCAGCAGCAGCAGCAACAGCAGGCAGCAGAAGCGAAAGACGAAGCAGGAGGAACAGAGGUGGUGCUCGAGUCUGCUGCUGCGCUGCUGCUGACGCUCGAGGCAGCAACAAAGACACGCAAAGGGCUUCUACCUGAGUUGCUGCUAGCAGCAAACGCCUCCAUUGCAGAUAUCCUCACCCUCUCCGUUGCUGCUGCUCCUAUUGAGCUGGAUAUGCUGCAACAGCUUUACCGCCGUGCUGAGUUUGCUGCUGCUGCGGACCCCACAUGCAGCAGCAGCAGCAGCAGCGGGGAGCAGACGACAACUUUGUGGGCGAUGGGUUGGGCGGUGUAUUGGCAGCUGGCGAGGAACCUGCUGCCGCCGCUGCAUGCGCUGCAGCAAACAAGGAGCGAUGAGCAGCAGCAGCAGCAGGAGCAGCAGCAGCAGCAGCAGCAACAGGAGCUGCGCAGCUCUUUGGGGGCGCAGGAGGCGGAAGCCGUGAUGUCUUCUCUGGUGGAUCUUCUAGAGUUUGCUGCUGCUCGACGGACAGCAGCAGAAGCGGCAGCAGAUUCAGCAGCAGCAACAGCCGCAACAGCAGCAGCAGCAGCAGCAGCAGCAGCAGAUUCCGCAGCAGCAACAGCAUCCACAACAACAGGGUUGGUGGAGCAUGCGGUGUCUCUGCAGUUGGCUUUGGGGCUUAUUACAUCUCCUUCUCUAUUCUCUCGUCAUGCAACGCCUCUUGCCUUACCUGCUGCAGCAGCUGCGAAGAUCACCACACGGACUAGUGCGCUGCUGCAGCAGCAGCAGCAGCAGCAGUUGUUGCUGCUGCUGCAGCAAGAGCAGCAGCAUGCAGCAGCAUCUGCUGCUGCAGAGGAAGGACCUUGGUUUUCUUGGGCUGUCGUCCGCAGCAGCGUUUUGCAAUUUGUUGCUGCAGCAGACGGGCGGCUGCUAGGAGAUUCCCCGGUGCUGCAGCAGCAGCAGCAGCAGCAGCAACAGCAUCAGCAGCUGCUGCUGCAGUUGCCGGCCGAGCGCAGCUGGUCGGCAGCACCGGCAACGGCGAGCAGCAGCAGCAGCACCAGCAGGAGCAGCAGCAGCAGCAACAGCAGUAGCAGCGGCAGAACAAAAAGAAGCGACAGCAAUGCCAAGGCUAUCACUUCCUGCCUGCGCCUGCAGCCCCACGCAGCAGCAGCAGCAGCAGCUGCUGCUGCUGCUGCUGCAAACAGCAGCAGCAGUCCCCAUGCAGCAGCAGCAGCAGCAGCAUCACCACAGCAGCCGAGAUCAACAAAUCCCUUCGAGCCCGAGAGCACCGCAUGCAGCAGCACGAGCAGCACGCCAGCAGCAGCAGCAGCUGCUGCUGCUGCUGUUGCUGCUGCUGCUGCUGCACCAACAACGGCCAUGUUAGACGAGAUGAGGGAAAGGAUCGACUUGCGGCGUUUUCUGCCACUGCAGCAAGCUACAGCAGCAGCAGCAGCUACUACUACUGCUGCUGCUGCGGACACGGGAGCAGCGGCUGCUGCAGACACCAACACAGCAGCAGCAGCAGCAGCAAGUGCUGCUGCUGCAAGUCUGAAAGAUGAACUGCCGUUCUGCUGCUCCUUUCGCCUCACAAGUGUGCAGCUAAUGACUUGCAACCGUGUGCUGCAGCUGCUGCCUACUGCAGCAGCAGCUGCUGCUGCUGCACCUGCUGCUGCUUCACCUGCUGCUGCUGUUCCUGGAGGCAUUUUGCUGUGUCUUGUGGAUGAGCUGUGCAGAGUGCUGCUGGAUCCGCGGCGUUUGUAUGGCGAUUCGCUGAGCCUGGCGCUCGGCAGCUCGGCGCUGCUGCUGCUGCUGCAGGUCUUCAGACAGACAAUAGUGAAGGCAUUCUAUGCAGACUCCCUGCAGCAGCAGCAGCAGGACCAGCAGGAGCUGCAGCAGGAGGACCAGCAGGAGAAGCAGAAGCAGUCAAAUAGCAGCAGCAGCAGCAGCAGGAGCUUGACAGCACUGGAUGGUGUACUGCGGUGUGUGCCGCUGGUGCUGCAGCACUUUGCUGCUGCUGCAGCAACUCGCCGCGACCCUCGUCUUCGGUCUGUAGGCUUCUGGGCCUUAGCAGCACAAGCCGUAUGCACUCUGUGCGAAGAUGCAGCAGCAGCAGCAGCAGCAGUAGCAGCAGCAGCAGCAGGAGGAGGGAAGUCUUUGCUGUCUCCGGACACUGUAGAGCAGCUGUGGGGUGCAGUAGCAUGGGCGCUGCUGCAGCUCGCCACUGAUGACAACGCCCUAGUGCAGCAGCAACAGCAGCAGCAGCAGAAGCUGCUGCAACAGCAGCAAGAACUGCAGAAACGUCAGCAGCAGGUGCAGCAGCUACUGCACAAACACCAACAACUCAAUGCCGUUCAAACACAUCUGCCACAGCCCUUCAGCGCUCCGUCCUUCCUUCCUCCAGCUGCAGCAAACGAGUUGUAUCUGCAACAGCAGCAGCAGCAGCAGCAGCAGCAGCUGUUCCCGCAGCAGCCGCCACCGCCUCCGUAUGCAUGCAGCCUGAGCCACCAGCAAUCACUGCAGCAGCUGCUGCAGGAGCAGCAGCAGCUGCAGCAGCAGCUGCAGCACAUUCAACACGAACUGCAGCAGCAACACCAGCAGCAACUUUGUGACAGCCCCGAGGUUGUCUUGCUGCGGCGCUGGGUGCUGCGCAUUGCUGCUGCAGUGCUGCAGCAGCAGCAGCAGCAGCAAUGGUCAACCGCCACGUUAGCUGAUCUUGCUUCAGUGCUGCAGCUUGCAUGCACUGACAUGAGGGCCCCCUCGACAUUCGCACGGGAGGCGUUUUCCUUGUUCUUUCGUGUCUGCGAAGAGCGCAGCAACGACGCGGUGCUUGCAGAGGGGACGCAUGCAGCAGCAGCAGCCCGAGCAGCAGCAGCAGCAGCAGCAAGGCAAGAAUUCCUGCUGCCGCUGCUGCUGCAGCAGUGUGACAGAGUUGUCAGGGCGUAUGCAGAUGCCCCCCAAAGAGGUUGCGAGCUGAGUUCUGUCGAUGCACGUUUGUUAGAAUUUGUAUUUUCAAGUGUACGUACACUCCAAUGCGCACCGCCUGCCUCUGCACAUAACAACCCCUCAAGGAUCUCAGUGCUGAUGCAACUCGCAGGCGGAAAGGCGCAUCUGCUGCUGUUGAUGCCCAAGUUCGUCUCCCUCGUCUCCUGCGAUGAUGCCUGUUUACGGCGAGAGGUGCAGCUCUGCUUGCAGACGACAGUGGAGGCCCUCGGGCUCUCUCAGCAGCAGCAGCAGCAAGAGGAGCAGCAGCAGCGAGAGCAGCAGGAGCAGCACGAGCAGCAGCAGGAUGGGGACCAAGAGAGCAAUAGCUUGAGCCCUAAAACCCCCUGA